GAGCGCCAGAUGCUUGCAGAGCUUGACGAGAUGCCCACCUUCCCCGACGGUGAGCGCUCGGGCAAAGGCCAGGGCACGGGCCGCUUCACCCAGCGCAAGCGCCAGGAGUUUGCUUCGAUGCGGGACACCAUCACCACCGAGGUGUCAGAGUCGGUUGCCAAGACCAUCACCUCCAAUCACAACACGUUGCUCAAGAUGCUGUCGCCCAUGCAGGGCGAAGUGGCAAAACAAUCCAGUGCCAUCGAGAGCCAGGUUCAAUCGGCGAUUGCACCCAGACUCGACUCGCUCAACAGACGCCUCCAAGCCCAGCUUGACGAGCAGAAGCGCAGCAUCGACGCGCUGGAGGGCAGAGCCGACGAGCAUGACAAGUCCAUCCAGGAUCUUCAGGACCAGCUGGCGGAGCUUCGUCGCCAGAUGGCCAUCGCUGAACAGACUCCCAGGAAGCAGCUGGUUGCUCCCACCUCCUUCGACCGCGAGGAGGACACCACGAUCGUUGUUGCCGUCUCACAGCGACCGACUACCUUGGCGUCAGUGGUCUCAUCGCUACGCCCGUGGCUCGGCGAGAUUGGCUUUGAUGACGAACAGUAUGAAAUCAAGCAGAAGGGUGAGUCCCCGGCCAGGAGGUUCGAGAUCUGCUUCUCGGGCUCGGCCACCAUCGCCUCGCGCCGUGCCAGCAAGGCCACCUCGCUCCUCAAGGGUCCCGACGGCUGGAAAGAGUUCUGGGUCGACCCUCCAGGCGCCGAGCGUUGCCGUUUGCACCUCGGCCCCGACAAGUCACCCAAGCGCAUCAAGACCGAGGUCACCCUCCGCAAGGCCAGGGCGAUCAUCGAGCUGCAGUACCCAGGCAAGCGAUUCUACUCCGACCGCGAGCAUGGCGUCCUCUCCAUUGGGUGGGACAAGAUCAUGCAGGUCAACGUCUUCCAUGGCGACACCCCGCCCAAGCUCUACUGGGACUCUGCGCAGCUUGCCAAGCACGCCAUGGCUAUCGACACGCUCCGCAAU
This is a messenger RNA of Prorocentrum cordatum, 1002 nucleotides long. Lineage: Eukaryota; Dinophyceae; Prorocentrales; Prorocentraceae. The record is from the annotation of a GenBank genome assembly.